Olea europaea var. sylvestris is the source of this 1222-nucleotide messenger RNA. Its product is annotated as 2-hydroxyisoflavanone dehydratase-like. NCBI's taxonomy places the organism in Eukaryota, Viridiplantae, Streptophyta, Magnoliopsida, Lamiales, Oleaceae. The coding region runs from base 140 to 1108 and encodes 322 amino acids. The record is from RefSeq and is a predicted model, not a curated record. The transcript has a single exon. Gene Ontology annotation, molecular function: hydrolase activity.
CAUCUUCCAACCAAAAGCAAUCCUCUUAUCGUCUAAGCAACGCAAUGGAACCCCUAUAUAAUUGGGAGAAUUGUUUAAUCCAAAACCAUAUUCUCUUUUCUCAUCUACAACUUGUAACCAUAAAAUAAAGAAGACUGCCAUGGCUUCCAACCACACCAAAAAAGUGCUCCACGACCUCUCUCCUUAUCUCGUAGUGUACACAGAUGGAACCAUCGAGAGAUUCGUGAUCACAACUAGUGUCCCUCCGUCACCGGAGGACCCAACCACUGGCGUAGCCUCCAAAGACAUAAUAGUUGUUUCACCGGAUGUCAAAGCCAGACUAUUCCUGCCAAAGCUGACAGACACCGACCAAAAACUCCCCGUUUUAGUCUACUACCAUGGCGGUGGAUUUAUCGUCGAUUCCCCCUACUGUUUGCCCUACCACCGUUACAUGAAUUUUUUAGCCGCCGAAGCAAAAGCUCUAAUCAUUUCUGUUGAAUACAGGCUCGCCCCUGAACACCUUCUACCCAUAGCCUAUGAAGAUUCGUGGACUGCCCUUCAAUGGGUGGCAUCUCACGUUAUUGCAAACGCUAAUAUCGAAAAGGAUCCAUGGAUUAUUAAACAUGGCGAUUUUGGUCAUCUGUAUAUCGGUGGCGAUAGUGCAGGUGGCAAUAUAGCACAUAAUAUUGCUCUCCGAGCUGGGGUGGAACCAUUGAUCGGGGAUGUGAAAAUCAUGGGUACGUAUCUAUGUUAUCCGUAUUUCUGGGGAUCAAAACCAGUUGGACCGCAAUCAAAAGAAGAUUUGACUGGUUUUGCAUAUAAAGUUUGGAUGUGUGUUUAUCCAUCAGCCGCUGGUGGGAUUGACAAUCCGAUGAUCAAUCCAUUUGUAGAGAACGCCCCGAGCUUAUCCGGGCUGGCGUGUUCAAGGCUGCUGGUUUGUUUAGCAGGGAAGGAUGCAUUUACGCCUAGAGGGAUUCUCUACGUUGAGACUGUGAAGAAAAGUGGGUGGAAAGGUGAAGAACAACUGGUGGAGGUUGAUGGAGAAGAUCAUGAAUUUCAUGUAAAUAAUCCUUAUACUGAGCAAGCAAAGGAUUUGAUGAAGAAAUUGGCUGCUUUCAUUUCCAAGUGAGAUUUUUUUCAGCUUUUGUAAUAAGUAUGCAUAUUUCAGCUUGUGGUGUAGUUUAUAUUGAACGUGUUGUGGCCAAGUUUACAAUAAUAUUUACUUAUGCAAGAUUACUUUUUA